Messenger RNA from Arctia plantaginis, 1281 nucleotides. Lineage: Eukaryota; Metazoa; Arthropoda; Insecta; Lepidoptera; Erebidae. The record is from the annotation of a GenBank genome assembly.
AUGCCUACAUCGACAGGGUGUAACAGUACCGUCGUGUACGAGGACCGAGAAGGUAAUUUGAGGAGUCGGCCCAUGUCGUGCGGUGUUCCACAGGGGUCUGUUCUUGGACCCCUCUUGUGGAACAUAGGGUACGACUGGGCCCUUCGCGCCGAUUUCCCCCCCGGGCUGGGUGUAAUCUGUUACGCAGACGAUACCCUCGUGACAGCCCGGGGGGCAAACUUCCAAGAGGCGGCGCGCCUGGCCACAGGGGGAGUCUCCCUGGUGGUCGGGCGCAUUGAGGCGCUGGGCUUACGGGUGGCCCUAGAUAAGACGGAGGCCCUGUUAUUCCAUGGGCCCCGUCGUGGUCCACCCCCUGGCGCCUCAAUCGUGGUCAACUCGGUCCUCGUACCGGUUCGGGCCCAGAUGAAAUAUCUGGGCCUGAUCCUCGACGGGAGGUGGCUCUUCGACGAGCACUUCCGACAGCUUGCUCCAAAGCUGGUCGGCGCUGCGUCUGCCCUAGGGCGACUCUUGCCCAAUAUGGGUGGACCCAGCGUCGCGACAAGACGGCUGUACACGGGGGUUGUCCGGUCAAUGGCGCUGUACGGUGCACCGAGCCAUACGCGGUUACCGCACCGUUUCUACGGAGGUGGCAUGCGCGUUGGCCGGAACUCCCCCGUGGGAUUUGGAGGCGGAAGUGCUCUCGCCGAAGUUUAUCGGCGAGUGGCUGACUUCCGGGCGGAGAGCGGAUUUCGCCCUCCGCCCGAGGAUGUGCGCGAGUGGCGCGAAGCCGCUCGCCGAGCCACGAUGGCUCGUUGGUCGUUCCGGCUGGAGACUCCACGCGCUGGCUUCGCCGCCGUGGAGGCUCUCCAGCCGGUCAUCGCCGAGUGGGCAGGGCGGCAGCACGGGACCCUUUCCUUCCGACUGACGCAGGUGCUUUCCGGGCACGGUUGCUUCGGAAGGUACCUGCACACGGUCGCUAGGAGGGAACUGAGUCCCGCCUGCCACCACUGCGACUGCAGUGAGGACUCGGCCCAGCACACGCUGGCGGUCUGCCCCGCAUGGGCGGCGCAGCGCCGGGCCCUCACUGCAGUCAUCGGAGUGGAUCUCUCGCUACCGGCCGUAGUACGCUCCAUGGCCGGUAGCGACAGUUGUUUUACCGCGGUCGCAACCUUCUGCGAGGUAGUAAUCUCGCGGAAGGAGGCGGCGGAGAGGGCCCGGGAGGACGACCUCCACUCGGACCCGAUCCGCCGCCGGCGAACCGGGCGGCGGAGGCCCGCCUACCACAGCCUCAUGCCGCCCUGA